Cladophialophora immunda is the source of this 303-nucleotide messenger RNA. RefSeq lists its product as uncharacterized. NCBI's taxonomy places the organism in Eukaryota, Fungi, Ascomycota, Eurotiomycetes, Chaetothyriales, Herpotrichiellaceae. The transcript has a single exon. Bases 1 to 303 code for a protein of 100 amino acids. The record is from RefSeq and is a predicted model, not a curated record.
AUGGUCGUCCACACCCCUCCAUCGCCCUCUUGGUUUCCCGGUCUCGAAUUCUCUCGCCUCUGUACAAAUCAAAGCGGCCAGAUCAAGACUUCGAAUCCUCGACAGACAGUCCACAAUCACAAGAGCCUUUGGGGCCGCCUCAGUGAUCCAUCUGGUCAACUUACAUCCACAGCUGAGCCCAGUUCCGCUUUUUUGAGCUCCAUCUCGUUGAUCCGUCCCUCGCCUCUGUCAUCUACGUCACCAUAUCUGCGCGGCAUCGAUCUACACUCGCCCCUUUCGAGGCUGUCGUUAGUCGAAGAGUGA